GAGAGAGAGAGAGAGAGAGAGAAGAGGAGGAUCGGUCAGGAAGAGAGCGAAGAGGUCGACAAGUGACUCCUUGCCGGGGGACCAAACCAACGGCGAGAUGAAGAACCGUGUGUUGCUAAAGAGUGCGUUGCUCCUGCUGCUGAUCGCCGCGAACGGCUUGGUGACAGCGAGCGAGGACGAUGACUUGAUUUUCGAUCCAGACGGCAAACAGCUCACGGCGCAGACGCCGUUGAUCGAGACGCAGCAGGAUCAGUCCCUUUUACACAGGAUAAAGAGAGGACUUUGGAGCUUUUUCGGCUCACCGGCCAGCACGACCACAACAACCACGACGCAAGCGCCUCCAGAUCAAGAGCAGACGAUACACCAAGAUCAAAGCCUAGAUCAACAAGAAGAUCAAGAUCAAGAUAUCGACGAGUCGGUCUUUGUCAACACCAAGGACGGAAACCAUACAGUCGUUCAGCCGGAAGAGUCGAGCGUCGAGAACGGCGUCAUCGAGAGAUUGACUCUCAACAAUGGCGACGGCGACGACAACGGCGAAGAGGACGAGCACAAUAACGAAGUGGAAGAUGUCGCGGAGAGUCGGAGGAUGCCGGUGAUAUACGGAAACAGCGACGACGAGGACCUGGCCGGCUCGGGAGAUAUCGAAGGCAGUGCGGGUGAAACGGACCUGGACAACCGUGUUCACGCGGAAGACCGGCAUACCAACGUCGUCGGUCCAGCGAGAUUCUAUCGGGUCACCCUGACAGUCAGCGAGCCCUACAGGCGGGAAUACUCCGACAGAAACAGCCCCGAGUACCGCGAGCUGAGCAACAAUCUCACCAAGGCCAUCGAGAACUUGUACAAUCGUCACAUUCCGAAUUACAAUUAUUUCGCGAACGUCGUCAAGAUAUCGCCCACGUCCGACGCUUUCACGUCCCAAGUCACCCUCGACAUCGGCUCGACGUUCACGGACGAGCACAAGGUGCGCGACGUCCUCGAGCAACAGCUGCUGCAGUACCACUCCUUGGGCAGCAUCCAAGUAGGUCCUGAGGGAUUCAGCUUCAGGAUAUUCCAAGCCGGCGAGAAAGACACAGAGCCGGAAUGCGAUCAGUCGGCCGAGUUAAUGUGCAAGAGCGGUGCAUGCGUGCCGUUAGAGUCGCGCUGCGACGGCGUGUUGCAGUGCGACGACGGCUCAGACGAGGACAACUGCCCGACGGAGCUGACCAGCAAGAUCAACGAAGACGAUACGACCUCGGACCUGCCGACGGAGACCCCGGGUGACAACAAGGACGAUGAGGAAAUUGCGCACUCUACCCUGAGGCCGUUCUCAAACACGUGUCGCGCCGACGACACCAUACGCUGCUCCGACGGCAGCCGUUACAUCUGCUCGGUGCAGGAGUGCGACGGUGUUCAGGAUUGCGAUGACGGCGGCGACGAGCUCAACUGCUCGGGAGGUACAGGCUGCGACGCCGGCGAAUUCGCCUGCGACGUCAACAGAUGCAUCCUGGAGCAGCAACGGUGCAAUUUCAUUAAGGAUUGCCAGGAUGGCAGCGACGAGCACGACUGUCAUUAUCCCGCUUGCUCGCCGGCGGAGUUUAUAUGCAAAAACAGGCAGUGCAUCGACAGGGACAAGUACUGCAACGGCGUGCAGGAUUGCUACGAUGGCUCCGAUGAGCACAACUGCCAGUGCAGGGAUGACCAAUUCGAAUGCGCGGCUGGUUUUUGUGUGCCUAUAUCACGGCGCUGUGACGGAUUCACGGACUGUAUCGGUGGAGGGGACGAACAAAAUUGUCCGAACACGACACGAUGUCGAGCGGACGAGUUCGAGUGCGACAACGGCUCAUGCGUCAGCAAAAGUGCAAGAUGCGACGGCCGAAACGAUUGUCACGAUCAUUCCGACGAGUAUAAUUGCACCGUGACCACCUGUAGCGGCGAUCAGUACCGGUGUAUGGACGGUAUCUGCCUGAGUAUCGACAAGCGCUGCAACGGAGUGGCCGACUGCCGCAACGGCGAAGACGAGAGCCAGUGCGGUUGCGGAGAGGCCGAGUUUCGCUGCACGGAUGGCCGCUGCAUCGGCUACGAGUUGCAGUGCAACGGGGUGAACGAGUGCUCCGAUGGCUCUGAUGAGAGGGACUGCGAGAGACGAAAGUUUCAUAACGCCGAAAAGUUGGCCGCGCUCGCGCGGACGUCGUCGGCUGUGGCCCCCCGCGGAAGAGGGGGACCCGCGGGACGCCGAGGGAAUACGUCGCGACCAGCCGCGACCACCGAGAGCGGCCGUCAGCUCGCCGUCGGGCCGUUCGUGACGAUCAGCGACUCGAUGCUGGAGAUGUUCCCGGAGGAAUCUCAGCCGCGAGCCAUCCCGGAUUCCUUGCUGCGGAAGCCCGCGGUGUACCUGGCGAAUAUCAACGGCGAGUGGAGAGACGACGAGCGCGCCGCUCGACUUGGCGCGAAGGCCGGCGCGAAGAAUCGCCGCGGCCCGCUCCAGCCGGAGCGACCUGGCUGGUCAGACGACCUCGUGAGGUCCGUCAUUCUGAGGAAACACAAUGGCACGCUGAAGAAAGCCGGAGGCGGCAGGCGAGAGACGAACAGCGCGAAGGCGCCGGGAGGAUCCAGGUGUUCGAACGCGACGACGACGACGACGAGAGUGUCGUCCUGGAGAAGAAAGCCCGUGUCGAACGGCCGGGGUUCAACUCAACAAGGAGCUCGAGACACCCGGUCGAGGAAGAAAAACCGCGCGCAUCGCGCUAACGCGUUGACGAAGACGGGGUCGCUGAAAGCGCACAAACGAGUGAGGAAGCCGAUGGUAAACACGUCGGACGGAAGCGGUAGCGAAGGGAUCGGCGACACGAAGAGGAAGACGGCGGUCGAUGACGUCGGCCGACGAGCUGCUGGCGAGUCCUUCGUGGGAAUCUCGCUCGCAUCGCCUGGAGGCGCUUCGAUGCGAACGGAGGCUUCGACCGACAUGACGACGUCGGGUACAGCGGACGAUUUCAGCUCGACAGUCACAAAUCGGCUGGCGCCGGAGGGAGCGAAAGUCCGCAAGAAUGACUUCCGCUUCAUCAAGACGGAGAGUCUGGUGUACGAGUCCAAUUCGCCGAACGUGGAGCUGCGUCGUUCUUUCCCGAAGCUCACCAACGACAUCGACGAAGCGGCCCCGCCGGACCCGCCAAGGUCGAGCGACAGUCCAAAGCAAGGUGAGAGCGCCGAGAACGCUGGCCUGGAAAGUUUCGUCGACGGGCUCGACGACAAGAUCGAUUCCGGAUUGUUGAGCUCCGACGAAACGACCGAGCCGACGACGGCGCGCGAUUUCGCAGCCAUGAGCGAAGCCCGCUCCGAGUCCAGAGAGACUCUGGAGGAGGAAUCGAGGCGUGAGGAUUACGACGUGCUGUUAAGCUGGACAGAAACGCCGUCGUCGACGACGGCGAUGACGACGGUGACGACGGAGGACGCGCCGUUGACGCGGCAGGCGAGCGAAGAUGAAUCCGGCGAGAUGCACAACAAACGCAAGCACAAAGGUCGCCGUAAUGAGCGCAAGAACAAUGGCUCGAAGAGACGCGGCAAAAAGCGCAAUAAGAAGCGCAAGAACAAGCAGACGACCGUGCCGGCUGGAGGCGGGACGCCGUCGAGCGUCGACGACGAUGAGCGUCAGCGCAACACGGAGGCCACAUCUACCCGUAAUGAUCCGAGCUACGGCGAGGACGCGUCCUCGGACACGAGCGACCGGAUGACGACGGAGGAUCUCGGGACGCAGCACUUGAGCGUCGACGAGCGCGUCACGGAGGACUUCUCAAGCGGACCGCGAUCGGCUGAAACGACGCAGGCAGACCUCAGCAGUGAUGACGCUCCGUCGACUCCGUCGACUGCGUCCGACGAGAACUACCCGGACAGAGGAGGGGUCGCGAGUAGCACCGAAAGCGGUGCGUUUACGACCCGCUUCUCGAGCGACGACGAGGACGCACCGUCUCAAACGACGGGAUCUCACGGUACCUCCGCCGACGACGGCGAUUCUUCCGCGUCUGACCAAGCGUCGCCGAGCGUGGAGAUGGUCGAGACGAGCGCUGAGGUUGCUGAAGAGCCAAGGAGCUCCCCGUCACCCAGCACCAGCACCGGGAGCAACGAGCGAAGGAGCGUGACGGGCGAACCAUGGAGCGGCGGCCGUGGAAGCGACGAGGAAGAAGAAGAGCCGAAGAGACGGGCCGAAGAGGACACGACGGCCGCCACGACAGGCGGCACCAUCCACAACGAGUUCUCCGACUUGGACAGCGAAGAGGAGUACAAGGACACGUCGGAAGCGACGCUUUUCCUCGAGAACGAGGACGCCGUGACGUCAGCCGGCGAGGCGGACUACGAGGUCGACAACUGCGAUAAGAACCAGCACGCCUGCGACGAGUACACGUGCAUCGACGAGGAUAAGCUCUGCAACGGCAUCGUCGACUGUAUAAACGCCAGCGACGAGGUCGACUGCGACUACAUAUACAUCAAGAGGCUGGAGCAGCACCUCAACGGACAUUCUACCGUCGGCACGUUCGCGCCAGCAACGUCGAGGAACACGUCGAUGGAGGACUACGACAUCUUCAAGUUGUUGCACUUCUGCAACGACUGCAUAAGAAAGCUGAACAUCUGCGACGGUGAGAGCAACUGCGCAGACGGCAGCUACCGCAAGAACUCCAAAGAAUGCCCCGACGAUAAGCUGCCCUGCGACAACGGCGUCUGUAUCAAUAAAAGCUUCUUCUGCGACCGCAACGUCGACUGCCUCGACGCUAGUGAUGAGCGAAACUGCCCGGAAACCGACGAGAGCACCGACACGGACAAGCAAUGCCCUCACGACAGCUUCGCCUGCAACGACGGCAGCUGCAUACCCCAGGCUGCGGUGUGCGACGGCCGUGCGGAUUGCCCGCACGACGAGGACGAGAUCAACUGUCGUCAAGGUGUAGACGCCUCGGAUAGAGCCUCCUCGGGGGGGCGUCCGGAGACGGAGGUAGCCGGUGCGAAUCCGGAUAACGAGGCUUACAGCCCAGAUACAGAUGCAAAUGCUGAUGUGCCGCCGACAAAUCUGAGCACGCCGAGGAGUUGUGCUCCGGAUGAUUUUGUUUGCGCCGACGGCACUUGCAUCCCCGAAACCCACCACUGCGACCAUUUCUACGAUUGCCGCGACUUUACCGACGAACAGUACUGCUUCGGAUGCACGCGGGACCAGUUCCAAUGCGCCAACGGGGACUGCAUCAACGCCGAUCAGAGGUGCAACGGGUACAUCGAGUGCGCCGACGGCUCCGACGAACCCGAAGAGUGCGAACCUCCGGCGCCCGGCUACUGCGCGGCGGGCCAGUUCAUGUGCAUCUCGGACAGAAGGUGCGUGCCGCACUCUUCCCUCUGCAACGGAAUUCCAGAGUGCAGAGACGGCUCCGACGAGGAGAACUGCGGUCACCGGCGGGACUGCACGGCCGAGGAAUGGAGGUGCAAGAGCGGCGAUUGCGUGCCUCGGCAUCAGCGGUGCGAUCGGCGAAUCGAUUGCCCGUACGACGAUAGCGACGAAUUGGACUGCGGCUACCGGGCGUCGCAGAGAAAUCACAGCCGGUGCCGGUCGCACGAAUGGCAGUGCAACGACGGCCAUUGCAUAGCGAUGCAUCAGCGUUGCGACAAAAAGCUCGACUGUCCUCGCGACAUGUCCGACGAGAUCGGCUGCAGUUACGAGAGCCAUCCGACCGAUGGAGCGUCCGAGCUCAGGCUGAAGACAUACCCCAGCGAACAGGUGAUCAAAGAGAACCCGGCGAAGCAAGGUCGCGAGGUCGUGUUCCAAUGCCGCGACGAGGGUCUCCUACGUGCCAGGGUACGUUGGAUGCGCGCUAAGGGUCUUCCUCUGCCGCCCGGCAGCCGAGACAUCAACGGCCGCCUGGAGAUACCGAACAUCCAACUCGACCACGCCGGAACCUACAUCUGCGAAGCCGUCGGCUACUCGCCGUCGACCCCGGGCAGUCAGUUGAGCGUCAGCCUCGAGGUCGAGAAGUUUGAGCAACCGGUGACCAGACCUCCGCAGGUGUGCCAAUACGACGAGGCGACUUGCAGCAAUGGUGACUGCAUCCCCAAGACGUACGUGUGCGACGGCAAGUUCGACUGCACCGACGGGUCCGACGAGAUGCGAUGCAGUCCGCACGGGUGCGAGCCCAACGAGUUCCGUUGCAAUAAUAAGCAGUGCGUCAGCAAGUUGUGGCGCUGCGACGGCGACAAGGACUGCGCCGACGGCAGUGACGAGGAGAGCUGCUCGCCGUCUCCUCCGGGAUCCGCCUGCCGUUACAGCGAGUUCGCUUGCAGCAGCAACAAGCAGUGCAUCCCGAAGAGCUACCACUGCGACAUGGAGCGGGACUGCCUGGACGGCAGCGACGAGCUCGGUUGCUCUCCCGUUUACAUCGUGAAAGCGCCACCGCCGAUGGUCGUCCUCGAGCCGGGCGACGUGUUGAUCCUCACCUGCACGGCGGUCGGCGUUCCGAUCCCCGAGAUCAACUGGCGACUGAACUGGGGGCACAUCCCAUCCAAGUGCACGACCACGUCCAUCAACGGAACCGGCACUCUCACGUGCCCGGACAUACAGCCCGAGAACCAGGGUGCGUACUCGUGCGAGGCCCUGAACAUCGGCGGCUUCGUGUUCGCCGUGCCGGACGCCAUCGUCGUGGUGAAGGAGCCCGGCAACAUCUGCCCGAAGGGCAAGUUCAACUCCGAGGCGAAGAACCCUGAAGACUGCAUCUCGUGCUUCUGCUUCGGCGUGACCAGCGAGUGUCGCAGCGCCGACCUCUUCACCUAUCACAUCCCGCCGCCAUUCGACCGCCACAAGAUCGUGUCGGUCGAGGCUGCGCCGGUCAUUAAGAUCCACAGCGACAUCAGCAGCCAGAUCUCGCAGAUCCGGCCGCUCGGCCGAGACGGCGUGCAGCUGUUAGAAUCCUUCAGCAACGACCUGAACGCCUACAACAUCCCGUACUUCGCGCUGCCGGAGAACUACCAUGGCAGCCAACUCAAGUCUUACGGCGGCUACCUCAAGUACUCGAUCCGCCAUACCGGCAACGGUACGCCGAACGACGCGCCCAACGUCAUCCUCAGCGGCAACAAUUAUAUCCUGAUACACAAGGGUAGAAAGCCACCGGCGGAUUAUGAGACCGAGGAGUCCGUCAGGUUCUUCUACGGCGAGUGGUAUCGGCAGGAAGGCAGGAGCGAGUUCAUUGCCUCCAGGGAGGAGAUUAUGAUGACGUUGGCGAAUGUGGACAACAUCCUCAUCAAGGUAAAGUACGACGACUCGCCGCAGCUGGACGUGCGUCUCACCAACAUCGUCAUGGACACCGCUGAUGUACGAAAUACCGGCUUGGGAUCGGCGUCCUACGUGGAGGAGUGCCAAUGUCCCAGCGGCUACACUGGUCUGUCGUGCGAGCACUGCGCACCCGGAUAUCUGAGGCGCGAAAAUGGACCAUGGCUCGGCCAGUGUUACAGGGACGAGCCGCCGUGUCCUCCGGGAAACUACGGCGAUCCUUCAAGGAACAUCCCUUGCCAGAUCUGUCCUUGUCCGCUCACCAACCCGUCGAACCAGUUCGCCCGCACGUGUCAUCUCGGGUCUGACGGGCAACCCACGUGCGACUGUCCCGCUGGCUACGUCGGACGCAGAUGCCAGCAAUGCGCCACCGGUUACCAAGGGAAUCCCCUUAUUCCCGGUGACAUGUGCGUCCCGGUUCAGCAAUGCGAUCCUCACGGCAGCCUCAGCCCUAACGCUGAUCCGCACACUGGGAAGUGCCAUUGCAAGGAAUACGCAACGGGUCUGACUUGCAACCAAUGUAAGGCGAAUACCUUUAAUCUGGCCUCGGCAAAUCAAUUUGGAUGUAUAGCUUGCUUCUGCAUGGGCAUCACCAACAGAUGCAUCUCGUCUAACUGGUACCGAAACGAGAUUCGUGUAUCGUUCACCAAUUCGCUCCGUGACUUCUCCCUGAUCGAGUCGAAGAGCAUGGACGCACCAGCGAUCAUCGAUGGUAUUCGUUUGGACACCAUCAGCCGGGAAAUCACUUACAGCGAUUUUCCCAAUCGAGGCAAUAACGACGUCUACUACUGGCAGUUGCCCAGCAUUUUCUUGGGCGAUCAAAUCACAUCUUACGGCGGCAACCUCAAAUACACCGUCCGAUACGUGCCUUCACCGGGCGGUCAGAGUUCAAGGAACAACGCCGCGGACGUUGAACUCAUCAGCGCUAACGACAUCAACUUGCUCUACUACUCCCGCGAGUCCCCCGAGCCCAACUUCCAGCAAUCGUUCACCGUGCCGUUGCUCGAGCAAUAUUGGCAACGCAACGACGGAACGCAAGCGGACAGGGAACAUCUUCUGAUGGCCUUGGCGGACGUACGAGCUAUCAGAAUCAAAGCCACUUACACGACGCACACCGACGAGGCCGCGCUUUCCUUCGUUUCGUUGGACACCGCCGAGAAAUACAACACGGGUAAGGAGCGCGCGGUCGAAGUCGAGGAGUGCACUUGUCCCGCCGGCUACAGAGGACUUUCAUGCGAAGAUUGCGACGUUGGUUACACGCGGGCCUUCGAAGGCCUCUACUUGGGCAUCUGCGAGCCGUGCCAAUGCAACGGUCAUUCGAAUCAAUGCGACCCUGAGACUGGCACUUGCGAGAACUGCGCGCAUCAUACCACCGGCGAGUCCUGCGAGGUAUGCGAGCCGGGAUACGAAGGAGACGCCACUCGAGGCACCCCGAGUGAUUGCACGAGCCAGACAUCCCAGCCGGGAUGCAGAUGCAACGAGGCCGGCUCGCGCAGCAGAUCGUGCGUCGACGGCCGAUGCGAGUGCAAAAGGAACGUCGAGGGCCCGGAAUGCAAUCGGUGCCGCCCGUCGACAUAUGGAUUACGUGCUGAGAAUAUUGAUGGAUGCAUCGAGUGUUACUGCAGCGGGGUAACUGAUCAAUGUCACGAGAGCACGUUGUAUAUACAGCAAAUACCGAUGUGGGUGUACGACUCGCGUCACGGCUUCACUCUCACGGACUCAACCCGACGUGACGUGAUCGCAGACGGCUUCGAGUUGAACGUGGCAAUGAACGAGAUCGGCUAUCGUUAUCCGGACAGCAGAAACCGCAGACUCUUCUGGUCGUUGCCGAGCGUCUUCACGGGCAACAAAGUGAAGAGUUACGGCGGAAACCUCACCCUGACGCAGCAUAUCACCGCGUACCCUGAAGCUAAGAGUUACAAGGACCAAGACAUUCUGCUAAUCGGCAACGGCAUCACGUUGUUCUGGACGAAUCCGACAGAGAUCCAACCCGACAUCCCGAUGACCUACACUGUCCCGCUGAAAGAAAACGAGUGGAGGCGCCUGACGACCGAAGGACCGCGUAGCGCUUCAAGAACGGACCUCAUGAUCGUGCUGUCCAAUUUGGAGGCUAUUUUGGUCCGCGCGUCUCACAGCGAGCGAAUGACCGCGACAUACAUCAGUGACAUCAGCAUGGACACAGCCGUGGAGAAUCUCACUGGAAACCGACGAGCGACCCAGAUCGAAGCCUGCCGUUGCCCGACUGGCUACUUAGGAAGCUCCUGCGAGACCUGCGCGCGCGGUUACUACAGGGACACCAACGACCGAUCCGUCAGUUACCUGGGCGCUUGCAAUCCUUGCCCGUGCAACAAGAACGAGGAGAGCUGCGAGAUCAGCAGAUCCGGUCAGGUCAAGUGUCACUGCUUGCCGGGCUACACAGGACUAUACUGCCAAGAGAUGGUUGGAGAAACGUCGACUACCACACCAGGCCCGAUACCUCCGGCGAGGAUCAUAGUUUACGUGCAGGAACCGGAAUUCCAGAUCGUUCAGACAGGAAACAUCGUCAGAUAUCAUUGCACCGGCAGAUCUCAAGAUAGCGAAUUGGUGCGCAUCAGAUGGGAGAAAGAAGGCGGCCAAUUGCCACCCGGAAGGAGCGUCGACGAUGCAAACGGACUGUUGGUCAUUAGGGACGUGAAAGUGUCUGACAGCGGCAUAUACGUCUGUCAAGUGAGCGAUGGAAUAAAUAUCGCGAUCAAGAAAGUCACCCUGACUGUCGGAGCCUUCCCGAAAUACCUGCUGGAGAUACCAGGGGCCAAUCCGGUAGCACCCACGGCUGUGAUAACUCCGCACUAUCAGCAAGUGCAAGAAGGCAGACCGGUGGAGUUCCGCUGCGAGGCUACAGGUAAUCCACCGCCGCAACUGGACUGGGUGCGAGUUCACGGCACCAUGAGCCCGGAGGCGACUUUCUACAACGGCGUCUGGAGCCUACCGGCCGCGUCGAAGAGCGACGCAGCCGAGUACAAGUGCAUCGCGAGGAACAACGUCGGCACGGACGAGAAGACGACCGUUUUGUACGUUCAAGACAACCCCGACAAGCCACCGCUCCAAACUCUACCGCCGACGGUAACUCCGUCCGAGUGGUCCGGGACCAGCGGGGACGCUGUGAGACUGAUCUGCACGCCGUCUCAGCGUGCGAACAUCACCUGGACAAGAUCCGGCGGACUCCCGUUGCCCAGUUCCGCUAGUCAACGUGACGGAAUCUUGACCAUCGUCAACCCCAACCCAAGCGAUUCCGGCAUCUACGUGUGCACAUCGACGGACCUCCGCGGGACGGAAACGAGCACCACCGCCAAGAUAGUGAUAGUACCUCGUAGAGAUCCUCCGACAAUCAAGGUGAAACCCGAACGACAGGUUGUGUCUCAGGGCACGGUGGCCGAGGUGCGAUGCAUCACCAGCGGAGAGUCAGGAGUACACGUGAAAUGGAGCAAGUACACGGAAACGAUGAGCCCGCGCGUGCAGCAAGUGGACGACACGCUGAGGAUCGUGAACGCUCAGGUCUCUGAUCGGGGAGUAUACAUCUGCCGAGUUAGCAGCGCCGCGGGCAGUUACGAAGCCAGUGCCAUCAUCGAAGUUGCGCCCCGCGAAGCCCCGGUCCUGGAGCUGUACCCUCAAGACGUCCAAACCGUCAUCCUCGGCGGCUCCGCCGAUCUUCAAUGUCGCGCGAAGGCCGGGUUCCCAGUGCCCGAGCUGCACUGGUCUCGCCAAGACAGCCGGCCGUUCGCCUCCAAUAUCGAACAACUCCCUGGCGGACUGCUCAGACUGUCGAACAUCACGGCGAACGACGGCGGCGCCUACAUUUGCGCCGCGUCGAACGAAGUCGGCUCGACGUCGGUGAUCGCGCACAUCGAGGUGCAGUCCAUGCCUGUGAUCACUAUCACCCCGAGACACGGCAUUCUGCAGGUGAAACGCGGAGGUCGGGUCCGUCUGAUGUGCAGUGCGAGCGGACACCCGCAGCCCAACGUAGCUUGGAGCAAGCACGUGAACGGCAUGACCGUGUAUGACACAUACAGCAGAACAGCGGCCACCCCGUUGAGCGCCGUGUACGAGAUAUUCUCCGUGUCACCCGACGACGAAGGGUCCUACACCUGCCAAGCCACGAACGCCGUGGGAAUUGCCGAAGAACGCAUUCAGAUUCGCAUCGAGGACGACAACGACGUGGACAACCAACCCUGUACCGGCGACAGAGGCGACAUUCCGUGUCCUCCCGACGACCGACAACCUCGCCCUGAUCACAGAGACCCGAACCAACAAGGAGUCUUAAUUCCCGAAGACUACCUGAGAAUCCCGAACGGCGGCAAAGUGGAGAUGCGUUGCCAGGUGUUCGGGCCCGACGGAGACCACAUCUACUUGGACUGGAAGAGAAGCGAUCACCGCUCCUUGCCGGAAGGUAGCACCGUACACAACGGAGUACUGAGCAUCCCGACCGUCGACAGGACCGCAGCUGGAGAAUACAUCUGCCUGGGCUUGGAUCCUGCUGGCGCGGUGCUCUUCAGAGCAAAGUCUCAUCUCGAAAUUAUAUCUCCACCGAGGAUUGAACUAAAUCCCACGCGUCAGACAGUGGGACCCGGCGAGAACCCGUCCAUCGUUUGCACCGCCACGGGCGAUGAGCCUCUGCGUAUCGAGUGGGAGGCCAUAGGACGACCGUUACCGUACUCGGUAACGCACCACAACGGUGUCCUGCAGUUCCACGGUAUUACCUACUCCGACGCCGGCAAAUACGUGUGCAAAGCAACGAACGGAGCGGGAACGGCGGAAGCGGUGGCUGAAGUUUCAGUCAACGAGCAUUCUUACGACGACACGAGGAUUCGCGCGGAACACAGAGACGUGACGACGUACGCCGGCAGCUCGGUGCGUUUACGUUGCGACGUGCGAGAACGCGCGACGAUCCACUGGAGCCGCGACGGACAGGCCCUGCCGAUCACCGCGCGAAUCGGGGAGGACUACCUGGAGCUGAUGCAGGUGAAGCCCGAAGACAGCGGACGAUACAUCUGCCAGGCGCAAACCAGCCGCGGCGUAUCGAGCGAUUAUAUUAAUUUCAACGUCUCGCUGUACCGAUCGCAGUGCAGGCACUGGGAGUAUGAAUGCAGAAGCCUACAAUGCAUUCCGAAGGAAUACUUUUGCGACGGCUAUGUUCAGUGCAGCGACGGUACUGACGAACGCUUCUGCCGCAACUUGCGAUACCGCCAAUUUCUUCAGAGACGACGCGCUGUCGCCUCGCCGUUAGUAAGCGUCGAGGUGUCUCAAGACCCGAUCAACAUCGGCGAUACAGUCGAUAUACACUGCACUUGCACUGGAACGCGCAAUCCACGCUAUCACUGGUCGAGGCCGAAUCAUACGCGCCUGCCGACCAACGCGCAAAUAUACGGCAACGUUCUGAGACUAACUAACGUGGCUGUCGACGAUAGCGGACCCUACAGGUGCGUCGUGGACACGCCGGAGGGUACAUUCGAAAAGGACUUGAAUCUAAUCGUCCAUGGCGGGAACAACGAUGAACCAGCGAUUGAGACCAAAUUCGCGCCGUAUGGCUCGAGUCUCGAGAUGGACUGUCGCAUCGACCUCGACCCGCCGAUACAAUUCCAGUGGAAUAAACUCGGUGGACUUUUACCGCGAAAUACCCAGACUUUAGAGAACAAAUUGAAGCUGACUAACGUGAAGGCCGAGGAUGCUGGGACAUACAUCUGCCUGGCGAAUAACGGACACACGAAUAUCGAAGUGCCCACGGUGCUGGUAGUGACCGGAGUCGUGCCUAAUUUCAAUCAAGCGCCCGAGAGCUACGUCGCCUUGCCGCCUCUACCUGAUUCCUAUCUCAAGUUCAACAUCGAGGUCUCUUUCAAGCCGGAGAGUAGCGAGGGUAUCCUCCUGUACAACGACGAAUCCGGCAACGAGAGCGGCGACUUCAUCGUCUUGUCCCUGAUUAACGGAUACCCGCAAUUCAAAUUCAAUCUCGGCUCCGGACCAGCCGUUGUCCGCGCGGACAGGCCGGUCGCUCUGAGCGAGUGGCACACUAUCAAGAUCCAACGCAAUCGAAAGGAGGGAACGAUGCUGGUAGACGGCGAAGGCCCGUACAAGGUGGUCGCGGUGGGCAGGCGUCAGGGUCUGGACCUGAAGGAGCCCCUUUACGUCGGCGGAGUACCCAGUUACAACAGAAUCAACAAGGAGGUUGAAAUUAACUCCGGCUUCGUCGGCUGCAUAAGCAGACUGGUUCUCGGCGAGAAGCAAAUCGAUCUGAUCGGCGAUCAGACCGACAGCGUGGGAAUCACGAAUUGCGAGACCUGCGCUGAGAAUCCCUGCAACAACGGCGGAGUGUGCCAAGAAGCAUCGACGAAGAACGGUUACACGUGCCUGUGCCGAGCCGGCUUCAGUGGCAAACACUGCGACUUUGUCGGGCAAUCCUGUUAUCCAGGUGCAUGCGGAGAAGGCAAAUGCGUCGACAAGGAGACCGGCUUUGACUGUUACUGCCCGUUAGGCAAGAGAGGACCGCGAUGUCAGUACUCGGUGAACGUUCACGAACCGGCUUUCCAUGACGAGAAAGCUUUCCUCGCGCACGAUACCCCGAAGGCUCUUAGACGGCUUAAGGUAGCCAUGAGUUUUAACCCUACGGACACCGGCGACGGGAUCUUGAUGUAUUGUUCUCAAAGUGACGAAGGCCUUGGAGAUUUUGCAGCGCUAGUGAUAAGGGACCAGCACGUCGAGUUCCGCUUCGACAUCGGCUCCGGAGAGGCGGUGAUAAGGUCACCCUACACGAUCCAGCCCGGAGUGUGGACGUACGUAACGGUGAACCGUGAUUUCAAGGAAGCGAAAUUAUCGGUGAACGGCGAGCCGUUUGUGGAGGGCAAAGCGCCCGGAGCUUCGAGAACUAUGACCUUAAACACUCCCCUCUACAUCGGAGGGGUAGAUCGCAGGAAAAUCGUGGUCAACAAGAAAGCCGGCGUCGACUGGAGCUUCCGCGGAUGUAUAAGCGAGCUCGAAGUCUCGUCGAACAAUGUAGACAUACUCAGGUCGGCGAUUGACUCGGCCAAUAUCGAGGACUGCUCGACGACCCACCCGAAUCAAACAGUCUUCCAGACUACCGUCACCACCCCGGCGUCCACGCAACCACCAACGACACCGUACAAUCCCUGCUCGUCGAACCCUUGUGUCCACGGCGUGUGUCAAAGUUCAAACGCGUACGACUACUCGUGCACGUGCGAGUACGGAUACGUGGGAAGAAAUUGCGAGAACGUGCUGAAACAGUGCGAACUGCUCACACCGUGUAGAAACGGCGGUACCUGCACUAAUCUUCACGGAUCUUACAAGUGCGACUGUCGCCUCGGUUACAACGGGCAAAACUGCGAAAAGCUGGCGGAAAUUACAUACGACGUCGCGUUCAGGGGAGACGGCUGGUUGGAACUGGACAGAUCUGUCAUGACGCACGAAGAAGAACGAAACGAGGUGUUGGGCCUCGAAAUCAGCACCAACAAGAGCAACGGCCUUAUUAUGUGGCACGGCCAAACACCAAACGAUCUAACACCCGAUGAUUACAUCGCCGUUGCCGUAGUGGAUGGGUACGUGGAGUAUCAGUACAACUUGGGCUCCGGGCCCGCCGUGAUUCGCGUUACUACUCAGCGAGUCGACGACGGCGAGCGGCACAGGAUAAUCCUGAAGCGCCAAGGCAGCGACGGCAGCAUCGAGCUGAACGGCGAGCACACCGAGAGCGGCGUGAGCGACGGACUCCAGCAGAUGCUGGGGACGCGAGGUAGCGUUUACCUGGGAGGUGUGCCGGAUUACGCGAUGACCUACGGCAGAUACCACGAUGGCUUCUCCGGCUGUAUCUACACCUUGGAGGUGCAAGACUCGGGGGCCAUCGAUAUCGGCGAGAAGGCCAUCCGGGGAAUAAACGUCUCACCCUGCACCAGAGUGAGGUGGAUCCCGUCUUCGUUAGUAUUUACGGACGCAGACGCAGACGUGUUCGACGCGUUCGUGCCACCACCGCCGGUGAAUAUUAUUCACCCGAAACCCGCGGCCAAUCUGGCCGCGUACGACAUCACGAGUUACUCGUUGUUGAUUAUACUUCAAAAUUUGAUCGCUUUAACUAGAGACAUUAAGGAACAAAGUGUACUUUUCACGUUGUUGUGCAUAGACGCGGUUAACCUUCUCAAAGGCUUAUUGAGCUAAAUAACGGCGUAUUAUAUUAUAUAUCGGAAUGUAUUUAUCGAUCUCUCACUCGUCGGAAGUGCACGCUCUUCUUUAGACUAGGCUCGCUCUUCAUCAUCGAGAAACGCGAUAAUGUACAGUGCUCUGGAGAGUGUGCAUCUCCGCGUGUGUCGCAUACGACAUGUACAGCUAAUAGAUUUGUAAAUUAUAUUUAACGCUUCACCCUCCCCGACAUCGCGGAGACAACACGGCGAGACUACACGCGAUCGGGCUGACAGAUCUCCAACGCGCGGUGACCUGCGCGGAUAAUAGGAGGAAGAGAUCUGCACUCUAUGUACAUUCGAGGAACGUACUGCAAACUUGUAUUACUAUCGAGCGGUAACACCGUUCACGCAUAAACGUCGAAGGCCAAGUUAAGCCAAGUGUAUCCGUUAAAAUUUUCAUACGUAACUAAUGUGUUUUGUGAAGGACUUUCUAAGUAUAUAAAGGAUCAAAAGCAAAUCUCUAAUAUUAAGCUAAUCAAACGUCGUUUCGGCAUUGCACGAUCUAAAGGGCGCAACUUCUCGACUGAGAUAAGAAAAUAAUUUGCUCGUCGACAGGACAUCGCGAGAAUCGAAAGAUGUGAAACAUAUUUAACGCGUAACAUGUAUCUCUCUGAUUCCACUGCUCAUUAUAAACGAGACAAAGUGUAUAAAAGAUACGAAAGUGGGUAAUGCUUGACGAGACAUGUGUGAACAGUUUUAUAUCCACAGGUAUACAGAGUCUAUCUCUCGCACCCAUAUAUUGCCAUCGAAAUAUUUUAUAAUUAAAGUAACUUUUUAUACAGCUUUUUAUUUGUACGAGAAGAGAAAUAUAUACGUUCGAUUCGCAUGUAACGGAACGUUGUUUCGAAAACGGCAGAAAAUCUGUGCAUUUAAAGAAUGAUUUAGAAAAUCAUUCUGGAAGUUCGUCGGUUGCGAUGUAAAUAUGACAGAUAUCACGCAAUGAAUUCUCCAGUUAAAAAUCACGUUUUCCCUGCUAACGAUGUGAUAUUCUUUGCGUUUCUUCUUCUCUUUAUUCUGACUUUGGCGACAUGUUGCUUUUGCGAAACAAGCUGUAUAUUACAAACAGCUAUUAAGAUGACUGAUACGGAACGGAAAUGCAUUAACGAUGAAGCAUAUAGUCUAUAAUUUUCCACUGCCAUAUACUGAUUUGUUCAUAUUUGUGAUGAUAUAAAGCAGGUUUGCCGACGGCGUCGUAUAGAAGAUAAAUAUUAUUCACUAGCGUAUGAGUGUAAUCAAAGUUCUAAUGGGAUUUUGAUAUCUCUGCCGUUACUGAAAAGACAAUAAAUAAAUUCUUGCAGCAAAAGCAUUUUGUUGUGGAAACAAUAAACAACUUUUUCUAUGCGAUAUUAGGUAUCAAAUGUUUACUGUUUGAAAGGAGCAUAUAUUUAUAUAUUUAUAAUGCGAAAUAUACAAGCUGCGCGAACACGUUAAUUUUUUCAUUGAUAUUAAAUAUUAUAGACCGUCGUAAAAGAGAAAAUUCUCAAAACAGAGGACAUACAUUAAUAAUCAAAUGGAACAUUUAAUAAAUAUUACAAUUCUCCAAAUCCAGAUUGCACUCAUACCUUGCUGAAUACUUAUCGUUUAUCUCAUGCAGGGUGUUCCAGAAUUAUAGGUAAAGACUCGACUAGUUAACAAAAUACAAACAAAAGAUAAACAAAAAUGUCUUAACAAACAUCUAUCUGCCAAGCCAUCGUUUUCCAGAUAUUUAGUCUUUUAUUUGACAAGCUAAGUUUGUUGAACAGUUAUACACAUAUUAUAUAAUUACUGAUAUAUCAAAGAAUUCAGGACAUUAAAGAUUUACGCAUAAUUCAACAUG
Messenger RNA from Harpegnathos saltator (Jerdon's jumping ant), 17302 nucleotides. It is a transcript of the gene trol, whose product is annotated as terribly reduced optic lobes. Gene Ontology annotation, molecular function: protein binding; hormone binding; calcium ion binding. The transcript has 59 exons. The coding region runs from base 98 to 15463 and encodes 5121 amino acids. The record is from RefSeq and is a predicted model, not a curated record. Gene Ontology annotation, biological process: receptor-mediated endocytosis. Gene Ontology annotation, cellular component: signaling receptor complex; plasma membrane; apical plasma membrane. Lineage: Eukaryota; Metazoa; Arthropoda; Insecta; Hymenoptera; Formicidae.